This is a messenger RNA of Gossypium raimondii (Peruvian cotton), 4501 nucleotides long. Its product is annotated as DNA mismatch repair protein MSH3. The transcript has 13 exons. The coding region runs from base 115 to 3468 and encodes 1117 amino acids. Gene Ontology annotation, biological process: mismatch repair; mitotic recombination. The record is from RefSeq and is a predicted model, not a curated record. NCBI's taxonomy places the organism in Eukaryota, Viridiplantae, Streptophyta, Magnoliopsida, Malvales, Malvaceae. Gene Ontology annotation, molecular function: ATP-dependent DNA damage sensor activity; mismatched DNA binding; ATP binding. Gene Ontology annotation, cellular component: nucleus.
AAAGCGCGCCAAAUGAAGAAAACCCUCCGUUUCAAUGGCUCCAUUCGUUCGAAAAUCAUCAUCUCUCUGAAAGUCCAUUGAUUUUAGUUUAUCAGUUUAUUGAUUUGCCCAAACAUGGGCAAGCAAAAGCAGCAAGUGAUUUCUCGUUUCUUUGCUUCCAAACCCAAAAUUCCGGCCGCCUCAACUCCUCCACCGUCAAACCCUUCGUCGCAUUCUUCUCCUCCGCCGAAGCCGGUGAUUUCCUCUCCUAAUGUUAAAACGACGGUCUCGUUUUCUCCUUCAAAACGGAAACUUCUGUCUUCCCACCUCGCUUCCACUCCUAAAAGACUCAAACCCACGCUUUCUCCUCACACCCAGAACCCAGUUCCUCCUCAGUCUAAUCCUUCACUCCACCAGAAGUUCCUCCAGAAACUUCUCGAACCCCCUUCACCGCCUCUUCUGGAAUCUUCUAUCGAACCUUCCGAAUCCGAUCACAAGAAGUACACUCCAUUGGAACAGCAAGUUGUGGAUUUAAAAAAUAAGUACCGGGAUGUUCUUCUCAUGGUGGAAGUUGGUUAUAGGUUUCGGUUCUUUGGGAAAGAUGCGGAAAUAGCAGCUAAAGUGUUGGGGAUUUACGCCCAUGUUGAUCGCAACUUCUUGACAGCAAGCGUGCCAACUUUUCGACUGAAUGUCUACGUGAGGAGGCUGGUUAGUGCCGGGUACAAGGUUGGGGUGGUGAAACAGACAGAAACAGCUGCUAUUAAGGCUCAUGGUUCCAACCGGGUUGGUCCGUUUGGCAGAGGUUUGUCGGCGUUGUACACGAAAGCUACGCUGGAGGCGGCGGAGGAUGUGGGAGGGAAAGAGGAAGGGUGUGGUGCAGAGAGUAAUUAUUUGGUUAGUGUUGUGGAGAAAGUUUUGGAUGUUUCCGGGUCGGUUUCAAAUUUUGGUGGGGCUAAUGUGAGGAUUGGUAUUGUUGGAGUAGAGAUUUCAACCGGGGAUGUUGUUUACGGUGAGUUCGAUGAUGGGGUUAUGAGGAGUGGGCUUGAAGCUGUGGUUUUGAGCUUGGCUCCGGCCGAGUUAUUGCUCGGACAACCACUUUCGAAACAAACAGAGAAGUUGUUAAUGGCAUAUGCUGGACCUGCCUCGAAUGUUCGUCUGGAGCAUGCCUCUUGUGAUUGUUUCAAGGAUGGUGGUGCACUUGAGGAUGUGAUGUCCCUUUAUGAGAAGAUGGUUGAAGAUAAUUUAGCAGACAAUGUGAAUCAGUUAGCAGAGGCUACAGAACAAAGAAAUUCAAUUCAGGGAGUCCUGAACAUGCCAGAUUUGGCUUUACAAGCGCUGGCCUUAACUAUUCGUCAUCUCAAGCAAUUUGGAUUUGAAAGAAUUUUGUGCUGUGGAGCUUCAUUUCGCUCCUUAUCAAGCAGGGUGGAGAUGAACCUUUCAGCAAAUACACUUCAACAAUUAGAGAUUCUGAGGAAUAAUUCAGAUGGUUCUGAAACUGGCUCGUUGCUAGGAGUCAUGAAUCAUACUCUCACUACUUAUGGAUCGAGGCUUUUAAGACACUGGGUUACUCACCCAUUAUGUGAUAGAAACAUGAUAACUGCUCGACUGGAUGCUGUGUCUGAAAUUGCUUUGUCAAUGGGGUCUUAUAAAGGCUCUCAGAGUAUUGUUGAGAUUGAGGGGGGAGAUUCUGAUGCAACCAUUAUGCAGCCAGAACUGUCCUGUUUGCUUUCCUCAGUUUUAACUUUUUUAGGAAGAUCACCUGAUAUUCAACGUGGAAUAACAAGAAUCUUCCAUCGGACUGCCACCCCAUCAGAGUUCACUGCAGUUAUUCAAGCUAUUCUGUCUGCCGGAAAGCAACUUAAGCGGCUUCAUAUUAAUGAAGAAUAUGAGGACUAUGGCUGCAAUAAAAUUGGAGUUGCAAUUGUGCAGUCUGCUCUGUUGAGAAGGUUGAUUUUGACUGCUUCAUCAUCUAAAGUACUUGGCAAUGCUGUGAAACUACUGUCUACCCUAAACAAAGAAGCAGCUGAUAAAGGGGAUUUUACAGACUUAAUCAUUAUAUCUAAAGACCAAUUUCCAGAGGUUGCUAGAGCUCGGAAAGCACUUCAGUUGGCAAAGGAGAAACUGGAUAAUUUGAUUGGCUUGUAUAGAAAGCAAUUUAGGAAUCACAAAUUGGAAUUUACAUGUGUUUCAGGAACUACACAUUUGGUAGAGCUGUCUAUAGAUGCCAAGGUACCUUCAAACUGGGUUAAGGUAAGCAGUACCAAAAAAACAGUAAGGUAUCAUCCACCUGAAGUAUUGACAGCACUAGACCAGUUAAGACUGGCAAAUGAAGAGCUCACCAUUAUUUGUCGAGCUGCGUGGGGCAGCUUUCUUAUGGAGUUUGGAGAAUAUUAUAUGGACUUUCAAGCUGCUGUUCAAGCUCUUGCCACUCUGGACUGUUUGCACUCUCUUGCCAUUCUUUCAAAAAAUAAGAAUUAUGUCCGUCCUAUCUUUAUGGAGGACAAUAGACCUGUUCAAAUACAAAUCCACGCUGGCCGCCACCCUGUACUGGAGACAAUCUUACAAGACAAUUUUGUUCCAAAUGACACAAUAUUGCAUGCAGACCGAGAAUAUUGUCAGAUUGUUACCGGUCCUAAUAUGGGGGGGAAAAGUUGUUACAUUCGCCAGGUUGCUCUAAUCGCUAUGAUGGCUCAGGUUGGUUCCUUUGUACCAGCAGAAUCAGCCACUCUGCCUGUCUUAGAUGCUAUCUACUCAAGGAUGGGUGCUUCCGACAGUAUCCAACAAGGGAGAAGUACCUUUCUAGAAGAACUAAGUGAGGCUUCUCAAAUACUCCACAGUUGCACUGCAAACUCACUGGUCAUCAUCGAUGAGCUUGGAAGAGGAACUAGUACACAUGAUGGUGUAGCUAUUGCUUAUGCCACAUUGCAUUAUCUACUGGAGCAGAAAAAAUGCAUGGUCCUUUUUGUGACCCAUUACCCUAAAAUUGCUGAUAUUAAAGCCGAAUUUCCUGGGUCUGUGGAGGCAUACCAUGUCUCGUAUCUGACCUCAAAUAAUGAUGAGGGCACUAUCGAUUCAAAAUCUGAUCAUGAAAUAACCUACCUGUAUAAGCUUGUCCCUGGUGUUUCUGCAAGGAGUUUUGGUUUCAAGGUUGCUCUGCUCGCGCAGCUGCCUUCAUCGUGUAUCAAUAAAGCAAUGAUAAUGGCUACAAGACUGGAAACGAUUGAAAGCAGCAGAGCGAGGAAAAAAUCAGGAGAAAAGCAGUUGCAGGAAACACCAUCUAGUGAUCAAGAACUAGAAACACAAGCAAUUGUAUUAAAAUCUACUGCUAGCUUCCGUGGUGAAAGGACAGAGGAUUCAGAAGAAUUUGUUAGCGCUGUCAGGGACUUGCUUUCGAAAUUGAAGUCUGCAACAACGGAUGAUGACUGUGCAAAAAGCUUGGAGCUAUUUAAAGAAGCUCAAGGCAUUGCAAAUGAAUUAAUAAACAGAUAAGAGGCAGUUAGUUCCUCAAGGUGAGACAAUGGAUAUGGUAUGAAGGAGAAAAGCAAGAUGAGAUUUGUGAGACGAUUUUGUGAAUAGAAUAGACUACUAUUGUAUAUGAGCAAGUUUUGUAAUUUUUAUAACCAGCCAUAGUUUCAUGUUGAUUUUCUGGUGAAAAAUGAGGUUGGCAUUUCAUAUAUAAAAUUAUGUUAUAUAUUAUAUUUUUCAUACUUAUAUCCUAAUAUCUUGAACUUGAAAGUAAGCACAUAAAGGCAACAAAUCCCCUUACACAAUACCUGUAGUUUCAAACGAGAGACCUACAAACAGUUGUACCAUUACCAAACGAAGCAGUCAAUAACUCUCAAUUAAGGGACCGAAAACGUGUCCCGUUACUUUUCUUUUCAUCUAAUUACCAAUUAAUUUAACCCUGAAAACUGAGUGUUUUUUCUCCCUCUCCUUUGUAACCCUAGCUGCCGCUACCACUCCGGCAUCGUCUCCCACUUGGGCACCUCCAAAUGACAACCUAAAGCCUCCUCUUUGCCUUUGUCUGUUUGGAUUCCCCGGAAAUCUAGUCCAAAUGCUCAAAUUGAAUCUUAAAAUUCAGUUGCUCAUCCGAUCCCAAAUCUCCAUAGUCGGAUUGAUUUUGGUUUGCCUCUCCUCCUCAUUUGCCUCUUAACCGUUGGGAUUGGCCACCGAACCACCGAAACUCCUCCUUUUCAAGGUUUUUGAUUUUGCGUUCUAUUGAUCUCUAAGUCAGACAUGUUGGACCGACUUUUAUUUGCCCGGUUGAUUGUUGACUGGCGAUGGCCAGAGUAGCGUGAAGAUUGGGUCAAAAGAAGUUUAAAAGUUUCAAGUUUUUUUUUGGUUUGGUUUUGGAAGAUCUGAACCAGGAGAAGCGAAGGGGAGAAGGAUAGCAACCUUUCGGUGGCCUCCGAUCACCGUAAAAGGUGGCGGCGGCGGUGCCAGAGACAGGAGGGGACAGCUCUUAAUGUAUUUUAUUUGGAAGAGAAAAUUAUUUUAAUUAAAAAUUAACAUGUAAAAUUAA